Messenger RNA from Quercus robur (English oak), 1476 nucleotides. Its product is annotated as putative disease resistance protein At3g14460. The transcript has a single exon. The record is from RefSeq and is a predicted model, not a curated record. Bases 1 to 1476 code for a protein of 491 amino acids. Lineage: Eukaryota; Viridiplantae; Streptophyta; Magnoliopsida; Fagales; Fagaceae.
AUGCCAGUGGGAAUUGCGAAAUUAAAGGGCUUACAAACACUUUGCUUUGAGUAUAUGGAUGAAUGGCAAGAUUGGAUUCCUUGCAAAGUUGAGUGCGAAGAAUUCCCUUGUUUGAGUGAGCUUUCUAUCUCUAACUGCCCCAAAUUAGGAAAAUUUUCCUAUCAUCUCCCGUCAUUGGAAAAACUUUCCAUUCAUACAUGUGAGCAAUUGGUUGUUUCAAUUUCAAGCCAUUCAGUGCUUCAAGUAUUAGAAAUUGUAAAAUGUAAAGAGGUUGUGCAUGGGUCUGUGAAGGUAGAAAAGCUAAUAAUAAAAAUUUGUGAGGAGCUGACAUCUCUAUGUGAAGAUGGGCUUAUGUCCUUUGUAACACUAAAAAUUAAAAUCGAAUGGUGCCAAAGUCUUGUAAACAUCAAGUUGAAGUCUACAUUAAGGGAACUAACAAUCAACCACUGUAAUGCUUUGGAAUCCUUGCAAUUUUUGAUGGAUGAGGGAGGGGCUUCUUCAACUUCUUCUUUAUUGAUGAAUGAGGAGAAUCUUAGAUGCAUUGGUAACAACAAUGCAUCUCUUCUUGAGCACUUGGAAAUUUCUAGUUGUCCAUCCCUAAAAUGCGUAUCAACAAUAGUCGACUUAGCUGCCAUGCUUAAACGCCUUGAUAUUGAAGGUUGCCCAAAUCUAACAUCUUUAUCAUCGAGAGACGCGCUACCUACCACCCUUAAAUUCCUUAGGCUAGCAGAUUGUCCAAAACUGGAGUCAAUAGUAGACAACUUAAACAAGGAUACGUUACUUGAACAUCUUUUAAUUAUUUGUUGUGAAAAGCUUAGGUGCUUACCGAGAGGCCUACACGAACUCUGUCACCUCAAAGAGAUUGAUAUAUACGAGUGUAAUAGUCUCAUCUCUUUAGGAGAUUUGCUCCCCACCAACUUGAGAAGUCUUGAAAUCAGAGACUGUGAGAAACUGGAGGCCUUGCCGAAAAACAUGCACAACCUCAACUUUUUGCAAGAUUUAUCAAUAGGUGGAUUUCCAAGUAUCGUAUCCUUUCCGGAAGAGGGUUUCCCCACCAACCUUAGAGAGGUUAGGUUGUCAGGGGCGAAUCUCUGUAAGCAAAUAUUUGAGUUGGGACUGCACAGACUCACGUCGCUUACAUCUCUCUUUAUUGCUGAUGGAAUUAUGGAUUCGUUUCCAGAAGAGGAAGAUGGGAAGACGAUGUUGAUGUUGCCUACAUCUCUCACUACCCUGACCUUAUGGAGGUUUCCAAAUUUGUUAUUCCUCUCCUGGAAGUUCUUUCAAAACCUCUCUACACUUGAACAAAUUUUCAUUGGUGCAUGCCCUAAACUUGCGUCUCUCUCAGAGAAGUGUUUUCCUCCCUCGCUUCAGCGAUUUCAUAUUUAUGAAUGUCCUGUGCUGAAACAAAACUGCAAGAAAGACAAAGGGAUAAUGUGGACAAAGAUUGCCAAAAUCCCUUCGGUUGAAAUUGAUUAG